Epinephelus fuscoguttatus (brown-marbled grouper) is the source of this 882-nucleotide messenger RNA. RefSeq names its product OX-2 membrane glycoprotein-like. The transcript has 6 exons. Gene Ontology annotation, molecular function: cell-cell adhesion mediator activity. The record is from RefSeq and is a predicted model, not a curated record. Lineage: Eukaryota; Metazoa; Chordata; Actinopteri; Perciformes; Serranidae. The coding region runs from base 1 to 882 and encodes 293 amino acids.
AUGAGGAAUUCCAUUCUAGAGUCCUCUAUGAUGAAACAUUCCAACAUUCGUGACACAUCAGAUUCUGUGACCUUCAGCUAUGUUCCCAAGGUGUGGGCACGUCCUUACACCGAAUACUUUGGUCAGAGAGUGAACCCUGGUUUUAGAGAUAAAGUGGAGUUUAAAUAUGCUGGACUGCAGAACAGCUCCAUAGUUAUUAAUAAUGUAAAUGAGGAAGAUGAAGGAUGCUAUCACUGUUUGUACAGCACUUUCCCUGAUGGAGUUUUCACUGGUUCAACCUGCCUCCAACUCUAUGAGCUGCAUGAACCCGUUCUACAUGUCAGAGAAUCAAACUCUCCUGAAGAGGCAGUUGUAUCCUGCUCGGCCACAGGUCGACCUGCUCCCACAGUAACACUGACUGUCCCUCACUACAACUCUACCAGUGUCACCAACACCAACGCUACAGUCACUGUCACCGCUAUAGCCGUGUUGCCUCGUCUCCAUGGCAACAGCACACAGGUUGGAUGUGCAGUGCGAGUGCUCUCUGGUCCUCAGAUAGAGGUGUUUACCAUGAUUCCUGAGGUCACACUGUCGUCUGCUGAUGAUGCCACUUUGAUCAUUGUGUUGGUCGUGGUGUCCUGUGUUUGUGUUGCUAUCAUUAUUGCCGGCCUGCUUAUUAAAAAACAUUGCAACUGGCUGUCACACAGAGACUGUGAGGAGAACAGGACACCACAAAAAACAACCAAAGACACUGAGCCCAAAACACCUUUACUGAGUCAAGAGAACGAGGUGCGUCAGAAGACGUCUUCUGGGAAAAAGAAAGAAAAUGGCUCCCCAAAAGAAUCAUCUCUGAUAGCAGGGUGUCAGCGACAGCUGUUUUUACCAUCGCCACAAGACUGUUAA